AUGGACCGUACAGUAGCUGAGGUAUCUCAGUUAGCCAAGGUGACUAUUGAUAAAACCCCCAAAGCCGUGCACGCUCUUGUGCGAUACUGUCAAGCUACAACAUGGACUGACUGGCCAGACCAUAUCCGAGCGAAUUCUCGCGACUGGAUGAAAGAUAUCCUAGCUAGGGUUUUCGAUACAAGAACUGGGGGCGUUGUGCCCGGGGAUCUAUUCAUAAUCGAUCAUAGCCAUUGGGGGCGAAAACAUGGUUGCGCAUUGGCUUUAAGCGCACAUGCCGGAAACAGUACCAAGCAGUACCUGAAUUGCGUGAUUGUGCUAUUGGCCGCUCUUCGUGAGACCGAUCGACAAGAAUAUUUGGCUAUAGUUCGCGAACAUCUUAAGCAUGGAGACGUUCAUGUCGAACGUCACUUUUCGGACAAGCCUCCAGCUGAAAGGGAUCAGGCUCAUCGAGAGUAUACAGCUUGGCGUGAUGCUCUUUGUGACGGGGUUCUACAUGCUUCUGGUCUAUUACACUUGGGCAGUCAUGCGCGUGCUGUACCGACCAAGGACGUGAAACGGUGUCUUAGAGGACUUUUGUGUGGCACGAGUGUUGAAACCAAGGAUACCCUCUUGCUAAUUAAAAAGUUUAAACUUGAGCCAAUGCUCAAGUGCGGCCACUUGCCCAACUGA
Messenger RNA from Umbelopsis ramanniana AG, 669 nucleotides. RefSeq lists its product as uncharacterized. The transcript has a single exon. The record is from RefSeq and is a predicted model, not a curated record. The coding region runs from base 1 to 669 and encodes 222 amino acids. NCBI's taxonomy places the organism in Eukaryota, Fungi, Mucoromycota, Umbelopsidomycetes, Umbelopsidales, Umbelopsidaceae.